Messenger RNA from Tuber aestivum (summer truffle), 2718 nucleotides. The record is from the annotation of a GenBank genome assembly. Lineage: Eukaryota; Fungi; Ascomycota; Pezizomycetes; Pezizales; Tuberaceae.
ACCACCGCUACUACUAUAAAUGGCCCCCGGAGCCUUAUCACGAGGAUAGAUAUGGGUCUCGAAAUGGAUUAAGCUGGCUCGUGGUUCCCCGAAUUGACCUACCGCUACCCGCAGCCGGUUACUCAUUAUGUAGUGAGUGGGUAAAGACCAUAUACGCUAAUUGAUAGCCGGGGCUAAUAAGAUACCGUACCGGACUUCCCUCCCCGUUAUCUUACCUUCCUAUAAUAUUCUCCCUUUCCCUUCCUGUCUCUUCUUCUCCCUCUUCUCCCCUUUCCUUCCCUUCUCUCGUUCAACCCGUCCAUCCGUCGGUUUCCGUUUCUGCCCGUGCUCAAACUUUCUACCCAUCUCUGCCAUCUUUCUUUGUUCCUACCCUUCGAUAUUGCAAUUGUCAUUGUUAUAUAGUGUCUUAGAGCCACCCUCUUGCACUUUAACUGUCCCUUGCGUUCCAGUUUAUUACACUACGGUAUCACCCUUGUCUUAUCGAUAAGAACCAUCACAUUCUAGCCGAACAAAAAGGAAGGGAAAAAGAAAGGAGAAAAAAGAAAAAAAGCGUGACUAUCGAUCAAGCCAUACGAGAGCACGUGAUACCUCCCCCACCAAGCUAUCAGGAUAUGGGUGUUCACGCCGUCACCAAUAUCUCCACUGUUGAACUCCCGAAUGCACUUACCUGCGCGGGAGUCCCGGCCAGGAGGUUGAAGAGUGGGGCUUUUAAUGGAGGGGUUGCGGCGGCGACUAGUUCGGAGUUUUUUAAAUCCAAGGUGCGUCCCUCUUGCUCGGGUUCGGGGAAGAGGCUGACCGGGGAGCGGUGGUAGUCGUUGUGCAAGCCUUUGGCAAAGAAGUGGGAUCGUGAGUCCUUGUUGGGGGGUAAGGGGGUGGAAGGUAGGGUAGGAGGCUAAUUGGGGCUCGGGGGAGGUAUAAUAGAUCGUCUGAGUAAAGAAAGCAAAUCCCGUAAAGCUUCUAGCUUGAAAGGUGCCGCCAAGUAUCUCGCGAAGCCAGGUAUUCCACCCUCUCCUCCGUCCCGUCUUCCUGGCCACCCGCCCCGGGGCAGAAUGGCAGCUGUGACUCACAUCGUCAUAAUGUGGUCAUAGGGCUUAUAUCUCUUGGUGGAGGUCUUCCAUCGAGUGACUACUUCCCGUUCGAACAUAUUGAGAUUCGAGUUCCUACCGUCGGCCAAUUCUCGGAAGAGGAGACCAAGAUUAAUGGGCAGAAUGUCAAGAUUGGCAAACACGAUGUACCGGAGGGGAGGUCCGCUUUCGAUCUUGCGAUCGCGCUUAACUAUGGGCAGGGAACGGGCUCCGCCCAGAUGUUGAGGUUCGUUACGGAGCAUACGGAGGUGAGGGCCCUCUUUGUGUUCCUUUUCGUGGUGUCGUGUGGGGCUGACGGAUAGAGUAUGAUGGGACGGGUAGAUUGUCCAUAACCCGCCAUAUCAGGACUGGCAAUGUAUUAUCGAUGUGGGGAGUACCAAUGGAUUGGACACGCUGUAUCGCAUGUUCUGUGAGCGUGGUGACUAUGUGAUUUCGGAGGAGUACACUUUUGCUACGGCCGUUGAGACCGCUGCACCGCUGGGUGUUAAGUUUCUCGGUGUCAAGAUUGAUGAUGAAGGACUUAUCCCGGAGGAUCUCGACCAGCUGCUGGAGAAUUGGGACGAGAAGGCCCGCUGUGGGCGAAAGCCAUUCCUAUUGUACACCGUCCCGUCAGGCCAGAAUCCCACGGGCUCAACCCAAGGCAGAGCGCGCCGCCAGGAAAUCUACAAGGUCGCUCAAAAGCACGACCUGCUUAUCAUCGAAGAUGAGCCCUACUAUUUCUUACAGAUGCAGCCCUAUAUGGGCCCCAAUGCACCCCCGGCUCCGCUCCCGGCAACCCACGAGGAAUUCCUCAAUUCACUUGUCCCCUCACUCCUGAGAAUGGACGUAGACGGCCGUGUGAUCCGCAUGGACUCCUUCUCGAAGGUGAUAUCCCCAGGAGCCAGGAUCGGUUGGAUAACGGCCACAUCUCAAAUCUGCGAGCGUUUCACCCGCAACUGUGAGGUCUCAACGCAGAAUCCCUCGGGCUUCUCACAGGUCAUCCUCCACCGCCUGUUAGACGAGCAUUGGGGCCACACAGGCUAUCUCGACUGGCUAAUAUUCAUUCGUAAGGAGUACACCCAACGCCGAGACAUUAUCCUCCAAGCCUGCGAGAAGUACCUGCCCAAGGAACUCGCGAGCUGGACCCCACCGGCAGCUGGAAUGUUCCACUGGAUCAAGAUUGCAGUGGAGAAGCAUCCGGAUUUUGGGAAAAGGGAGGUUGUCGAUAUUGAGGACGAUAUCUUCCAGGCUAGCAUUAGCGAAUGCGUCCUCCUGUCUCCGGGUAGCUGGUUCGUUGCGGAAAGGGGCGCGAGGCAUACCGGGCUGUUUUUCAGGGCCACUUUUGCGGCUGCGGCGGUUUGUUGACCAUUGGAUUUUUACAUAUACGUGAUAGCGGGGGGGAGUGUUUUUGCUAAUAUUGAUGGUUAUUAGGGACCGGACAUGACCGAGGCGAUCCGUAGGUUCUCAAUCGCGCUCAAGAAGGUGUUUGAAUGGGAGCAGAGUGAACAGACGAGUGUAUGAGCACGGUCGAGUGCCUGGCAGCACAGCAGUGACAUGCAUACCUAGGCCGCUAUCCUUUAGGGUAUCCAAAAAAAAAUUUGGAGAUGGGGAGUGUAAAUAUUUGUAUCAUACCUUGACUUUUGUGGUUUUGGCA